CUCACAACGGCCAGAUACGGUUUCUGACUACUGUAGCUGUGUUCCGAAUCCCAAAACAAAAAUCAGCUGAUUCGCGGAUCGUAAAAUUGGCGGUUGAUCACGAUAUAAAUUAUAAAAAAAAAUGAAUUUGGAGGAAGCUGUAGGAAUACAAGCUAUCAUGUUUGACUCUUCAAGUAGUUCUAGUGAUGAUGAUGUGGUCGAUGAAUUUGAUUUGGUGCUAAAUGAUCAUGAGCGUGGCAAUCAAAAUGAAAACAGAAGACCUCGUGUACAUUUAUUUAUUGAAAGUGUAAUUUAUAGAUACAAUGAAGCAGAGUUUCAAGAAAAUUAUAGACAGAGGCGCACAACAUUUUACUAUUUAUUACAUCUGAUAAGACCACAUAUACAAGGUGAAGCGAUUGGAUUCGGAAAGCUGCCAAUUCCUCCUGAAAAGCAAUUAUUUAUUGCACUAUACGUGCUUGGAACUCCGGAUUCUUACAGAUCAGUAACUGCAAAGUUUGAUGUGGGGAAAGCUACAGCUUGGCGUGCAGUGCAUCGUAUUGUGACAGCUAUCUGUGAAUACAGAAAUUAUUUUAUUCAAUGGCCUUCACAAAAUGAGGCAAUUGCUACAUUUAACAGAAUUGAAGCAAGGUAUGGAUUUCCUAAAGUAAUAGGAGCUGUAGAUGGUACACACAUCCAAAUUCCUGCUCCAAGAAGAGAUGCUCAAAGUUAUAUCAACCGUAAGAGUGUGCACUCGAUCCAGUUACAAGUUAUUUGCAACGAUAGACUGGAGUUCAUUCACAUGAGAGUUUUUAGAUACUCUGGUGUGCAACAAAAAUGUAAUGCAGAAUUUUUUCCGGAAAAUAGUCAUUUAUUAGGUGAUUCAGCUUACAGUCUACAGAAUCACGCAAUAGUACCCUACCAUGAUGAUGGCCAUUUGACCCUCGAGCAAAUCUAUUUUAACAGAUUGUUGUCUGGAACGAGAAUGAUGGUAGAAAGAUUGGUUGAAAAAUUGCCUAUGAGAAGGACGGACUUAAUUCCUUAUUAUGUAUUGUGUUGUUGUAUACUCCACAAUAUAUGUUUAAAGCGAGAAGAUACUUUUGAGUAUCCUGUUGUCAUUCCGGACACUAUUGAUAUGAAUCCUGCUCCAUUACUUGUAGAUGCCGUCUUACAACAAGAAGGUGCUAUUAAAAGGAAUGCUAUUUGUCAUUAUGUAAAUAUUUAUUUCAAGGUAAAAAUAAAUAUCUAAGAAAUCGAUAA
Nasonia vitripennis (jewel wasp) is the source of this 1236-nucleotide messenger RNA. Its product is annotated as putative nuclease HARBI1. NCBI's taxonomy places the organism in Eukaryota, Metazoa, Arthropoda, Insecta, Hymenoptera, Pteromalidae. The record is from RefSeq and is a predicted model, not a curated record. The transcript has 4 exons. The coding region runs from base 122 to 1225 and encodes 367 amino acids.